Messenger RNA from Puntigrus tetrazona (Sumatra barb), 4106 nucleotides. RefSeq names its product sema domain, immunoglobulin domain (Ig), short basic domain, secreted, (semaphorin) 3Ga (gene sema3ga). Lineage: Eukaryota; Metazoa; Chordata; Actinopteri; Cypriniformes; Cyprinidae. The transcript is spliced from 18 exons. Gene Ontology annotation, biological process: negative chemotaxis; semaphorin-plexin signaling pathway; negative regulation of axon extension involved in axon guidance. Gene Ontology annotation, molecular function: chemorepellent activity; semaphorin receptor binding. The record is from RefSeq and is a predicted model, not a curated record. The coding region runs from base 465 to 2720 and encodes 751 amino acids.
ACACCUGCCACCGCGCAGACUUUCAACGGCGUGGAGCUUACGUGACGAGAACACGAACACGUCUUCCGUUUUGUAUUCAAAGUGGCAAACGCUGGAGAUACUGUCACGCAACCCGCAAAACACAUCUCGACUUUUGUCGCCUUUAUCUCCUCGACUGUCUAGAUAAGAGCUCAGAAGUAUCCCGAGGAAUUACGUGAACGAACUGCAACUUUUAUCGCCGUUUUUUUUUUUGGACUGACCGACACGCCCCAAAAGUGAGAAAUUCAAAAGGCUAGAGCUAUAAAAGCUCUUAUGUUUUUAUGAGAGGGGUUUGGACGGAUUUCAGAAAUUCAGCAAGGCACGAGCUGCGCUCACAGAGACGGUAAGGAAUGUAACGAUAACAUCUCACCUGCGCCUCGAGACACCGAAAACACGGAGCAGCAGACCGACUACAACAUAAGACCAGCGAAUCAGGUUGCCUGUGAAUGGGUCUAGCUAUGAGAGUAAUGGAAACGAGACUCCUCCUGUUGCUGUUGGCUUUGUUUGCGUUUGAAGUGGCCUGCACACAUCGCUCCGCUCCCAGAGUACACCUGGCUUUUAAAGAACUUAUGGACACCCGAACAGCAAGGCCAUUCAGCUUCUCCUUCAACACUAGCGACUACCGGAUCUUGCACGUUGACCCAGACCAGGGGCGCUUGUACCUGGGCAGCCGCGAAUAUCUGGUCUCUCUGGACAUGCAAAACAUCAACAAAGAGCCUCUCAUUAUCCACUGGCCGGCCCCAGCUCAGAGAAAGGGAGAGUGUCAGAUGACUGGGAAAGGCAGGCAUGGAGAGUGUGCUAACUUUGUGCGUCUGAUCGAGCCGUGGAACAGGACUCACCUGUACACCUGUGGUACAGGAGCUUAUAAGCCCAUCUGCACCUUCAUCAACAGAGGCUGGAGAGCUGAGGACUAUCUCUUCAGACUGGUUCCUGGAUAUGUGGACUCUGGAAAGGGAAAAUGCUCUUACGAUCCAAACCAGGAGAACGUUGCAGCCCUGAUUAAUGGAAACCUGUACGCUGGAGUGCCGGUGGACUUCAUGAGCACCGAUCCAGGCAUCUUCAGGACCAUGGGCAGCCGGCCAGCCGUGAGAUCAGAGCAGUAUGACUCUAGGUGGCUGAAUGAACCUGUAUUUGUUCACAUGAAACAGAUUCCUGACAGCGCCGAGAAGAAUGAUGACAAGCUCUAUUUCUUCUUCCGCGAGAAGAGUCUGGACUCAGGGGCAGGAGCGAGUCCAAGUGUGCUGGCCAGGGUGGGCCGCGUGUGUCUGAAUGAUGAGGGCGGACAGAAGUCACUUGUGAACAAAUGGACGACUUUUCUGAAAGCCAGGCUGGUGUGCUCUGUGAUGGGCGAUGAUGGGGUGGAAACCUUCUUUGAUGAACUGAGGGACGUGUUUAUCCAGCCCACCCAGGAUGAACGAAACCCUGUGGUGUAUGGCGUCUUCUCAACUUCAGGCUCUGUGUUUAAAGGCUCAGCCGUGUGUGUCUACUCAAUGCCUGACAUCCGAAAUGUCUUUAAUGGCCCUUUCGCCCAUAAACACGGACACAACUAUCAGUGGACUACAUACACAGGGAAGAUUCCCUAUCCUCGGCCGGGAACAUGUCCUGGAGGCACAUUCACCCCAGGAAUUAAGACGACAAAAGAGUUCUCAGAUGAAGCGGUUAACUUCGUCCGUGCUCAUCCUCUCAUGUACCACCCCGUGUAUCCUAUUCACAAGCGCCCUCUGGUGGUGCGCUCUGGUGUAGACUAUCGCUUCACUACUAUUGCAGUGGAUCAAGUGGAUGCUGUGGAUGGCCGAUACUCGGUUCUCUUCCUGGGAACAGACCGUGGUACAGUCCAAAAAGUUAUAGUUCUUCCCAAGGAUCCCACAACACUGGAAGAGCUCACUUUAGAGGAAGUGGAAGUUUUCAGGACACCUGCUCCUGUCAAAACAAUGUACAUAUCAGCAAAAAGGCAACAACUGUAUGCAUCUUCAGAAGCAGGUCUUACCCAGAUGUCCUUGCACCGUUGUGGAGUCUAUGGAAAGGCCUGUUCAGACUGCUGUCUGGCCAGAGACCCCUACUGCGCCUGGGAUGGAGAUAACUGCUCUGCCUUUACACAAGCCACCAAAAGGAGGAGCAGAAGGCAGGAUGUUAAACAUGGUGACCCUUUGCGUCAGUGCCGGGGCUACAAUGCUAAAGUGGAGAGGAGACUGCAGGAGAAGGUUCAGUUCGGUGUAGAGGGUAGCAGCACAUUUUUGGAGUGUGUACCACGCUCUCCUCAGGCCACUAUUAAAUGGCUUUACCAGAAGGAGGGAAGACGAAAAGUGCUGAAUCGAGAGGGAGAGGUUCUUAAGACUCCUCAGGGGGUUCUUCUGAAAACGCUCACCAAAGCAGAUUCAGGCCUCUACCAUUGCCUGGCCACAGAAAAUAACUUCAAACACACGCUGGCUCGUGUUUUCUUGCGCAUCCUGGACCGGGACAUCGCUGUAGCCCUCACCACCCCCGAUGAGGAGGAAGAGGCAUCGAGGAGCCAUCACAGAAACCAUCAACAGGACCCUGCAGCUCUGACCCCAGGGCUCCUGCUGGAGCCUGAAAUGCGUCUGAUUCAGCAGUACUGCCAGUCCUACUGGGAGCAGCUGACGGCUGGCGGGAACACACAGGCUGAGCUGCCCAAACGUGCAAAUCGUAGGCACACAGAAGCACUGAAGGCUAGUGGGGAGUGAGGGGCACAAGAUAAGAGUUACCCGCCUGUCGCCUCACUCCGAGCGGUUUGUGGACUUGCAUAGGUUAGUUCUUGAGCAGUGGCACCAAAAAGUAUUUGGACAAUUUUGUAUCAUUUGGACAUUUUUAUACUGUUCAAAAUGCACUUAAAAUGAGACCUAAAAUAAAAUGUAUUUAUUUAACUACCUGCAUGAGAUUCCGUUCUUGAACGGUUAUUUUGGACACUUUUGGACAGUUAAAAACUGUUUAAUUAUCCUAUUUGUUUGAACACUUAAAAAUAAAUGCAUUUUUACAGUUUACUGAAUUAAUACAUUUAUGACCAGUGGCUCCAAAUAGUUGGAAAUAUUUUUUUUAAUUGAUCAAUAAUUUGAAUUUGCACACGUGACGUGUUAAUAUUUUGCUAUCGGAUUUAAGAACGAUUACCCUAAAAUUAAAAUGUCCAAGUCCUUUUUGGGAUCACUGUAUGUAAUCAUACAUUCGUUGUUCAUUCACUGAACCAUUCGUGUGUUGUACUGGGAUUGUAGCCGAUGUUGAUUUAGGACUUAACGUUUCCAUCCGCCACAGUGAUUCGACUGCAUUUCAGUAUUAUAAACAGGUGUAAUCUUUUACUAACCUCACAAAAUUAAUCUGUAAAUGACCUUCAGGAUUCAGUAAUUACAUACUGACAAUAAUCAACAUUAAAAAAGCAACCAAUAAACCAUAAAGCACUUUUUUAGAGAGGAUCUCACCUCAUACGCUUUAAAAAGGCUUCCACUAUCUUGUCAUCAGAAAGCCCCUUUGUUAAAUCAACAGUCAUUGGGCUAGUGCAAUUUCUAAUGUUCCACCUGGAUUAUGAAAUUGUCAAAGUAAUUUAUGUAUGUAUGUGUAAUAGUAAUAUAUGUAUGGAUUCUAAUAACUAGGUUAAUAACGGCACCAAACAUUUGCAAGAACUCACUUGCCUUCAUGUCUGUGGGACUGUGGCUGUUUCUCACCAUUUGUAAUAUAUAUUUAUUUGAAGUUGUAUAUUUUUUUAUGGGAUGGUCUUUGAGGAUACCGAAUAAGGGUGGAGGGCAUUUUUUGCAUGAUUGAGAAAUUAGAUAUGUUGUCAUAUUUAUUUAAAUGCAUUCAAAAUGACUGACACUGUUUAGGAAAUAGCACUUUUAUGCUGUGCAUUUCGUGCUUUGUGUCUGGUUGAGCAAUCACUAUUCAAGUGAAUACAAACGUCAUAUUCACUGUUCACUCAGAUGAUAUCUAACACUGGAAAUAUUUCACAACAUUUGUGUCCUUUUUAUUUAAACGGUAGAAUAGUCUGGUUGUAAAUUACAUUACUCUGUCUUGCUCUUAGAUGUUGUCUUGUACGGAAAAAAAUAAAUCAACGAGGAAUCAUUUGUGAUUCACUUUUCAAUUCA